Molecule: messenger RNA, 987 nt
Organism: Closterium sp. NIES-65
Lineage: Eukaryota; Viridiplantae; Streptophyta; Zygnematophyceae; Desmidiales; Closteriaceae
Source: the annotation of a GenBank genome assembly
AUGGCUGAGGGCCAAGCGAGUUUGCUAUUGAUUGAGAGCGGGGAGGCGAAUGUAGCAGAGGGCGUGGCUAUUGUUCCUGGACAGAAUGUAGAGGUGUCCAAGAGGCGGCCUAGACAGGAGGACAGGGAGCCAGAGGGUCAUGCGGCUAAGAGACGGCGUGCAGCUGGUAUACAGGAGUUGAUACCAAUAAUCCCAGGGGAAAAGAAAGGGAUGAAGAUCGACAAGUGUGACAACAGGAAAAACGCCGUAGUGGACGACAAGGCUCUUCGGCAGCAGCAGGGGGGUGGCUUUCAGGUAGCUGCCUGCACUGGUGUCGGAAUAACUGCGUGGCAGAAGAUGGUGGGAGGCGUGGAGGGUGAAAACGGCUAUUCGACGGAAGAACACGCAAUCGGACUUGCCGCCACGUUGUAUGUAAUGUGGGCCGCAUCCACGAAUGUGGACCAGACCCAGUGGGAGACGGGCGCAACAACAGCUGCACGUGGAACUUCUACGGCCAUAGCAUCUUCUACUGCCAGAUCGUCCACUGCUGCCACCGCCUCGUCGGCUGCCUCGUCAUCUUCUGCGGCCGAUGUGUCCUCUGCCGUCCUUGAUGCCCUUGCGACGCUUGCAGCCUCGGUUGCUUGCGUUGCGGUUGAGGCGAUGAGGUCGGUCAAGGAUCAGGAGCAUGACAAGGAAGCGUGGAUUCUGCCCCUGUCGGAUGCGCUGAUGAAAGCGCUUCCGGCAGAGUCGCGAGCGGCCGGGGAUGCGAAGCGGAUGACGAGGGUGGUGGCAAAGGUGGUGACCUCUUGGUGCCUAUGCAGCAUGGCAUCAAGAGGCCUUCGCCAGUACCAGGGCGUCUGCCUCGGAGUCCUGCAGAAGAAGUUGGGCGGCCGGGAUACCACAACAGGGGCGGAUAAGGAGAAGAAAACCAAGAAAUCGUCCGCGAAGGGGAACGCGACGAAGGAUGCGUCGACGGAGGAGAACACCGGCACUGGCGGCCAGGGGUGA